AUGGAGCCGAACCUUGACCUAAAGCGCCGAUCUACGUGGGAGCAGAUUUUUCACGUAGAGUAUGUGAUUCUUUACCGCUUUAGCGAGGGAGACCAGGCCGACGCUAUCCAUCAGUUUAAACGACUUGUCAAGGCGCUGAAUUCGGUGGGUUUGGAGACGUCCGUGCGGCCUGCUACUAAUGGCACACUCUUCGUGUUCCUCAAGGCUGUGGAGAGCCAAUUGGAUAAGGCUGUCCAUCGCGGGCGCGUGCGAGACUGGCUAUAUGGUGUUCGCCAGAUUCAACCUCAUGCCGAUGAAGAAGAGUCUGAGGAUAUUACAGAGGCUGAACGGCUGCGCACGGUUUAUCAUAUGAUUACUGCAUCGCGGAGUGAUGGUGGUGCAGGCAUAACUCCAAAACACGGAGAGUGGAAGCAUGUGGAAGCAGUUUUCCCUCUCCACGAUAAGGAAGUUAAUAAGGAAUGGAUCCUGAACUGGAGCCGUAAAACACUGCUCAGCCGCCACGAUCUUGACCAGAUCCGUGCCAAGCUGGGCGAAAGAGUUGCGUUCUACUUUGCGUUCCUGCAGACUUACUUCACUUUCCUGAUGUUCCCCGCCGCAUUUGGCACUGCAUGCUGGGUUCUAUUGGGCCAGUUCUCUAUUGUUUUUGCGUUGGUGAAUUCCUUGGCCUGCCUCGUAUUUGUCGAGUUCUGGAAGCGGCAGGAAGUUGAUCUCAAACUCCGCUGGAACGUAAAAGGUGUGUCUGCGAUCAAGUCAAAGAGACGGCAGUUUAAACAUGAAAAAGAAGUCGUGGACUCGGUCACAGGUGAAAAAAUCCUCGUUUUCCCAGCGAAAACUCGGUUGGCGAGGCAGCUUCUGCAGGUCCCGUUUGCACUCGCUGCAGUACUUGCUUUAGGAACCCUGAUAGCUUUUUGUUUUGCCAUUGAAAUUUUUAUCGCAGAAAUCUACUCGGGCCCAUUUAAAACAUAUCUAGCAUUUAUUCCUACCAUUAUUCUUUCUUUGAUGGUCCCAACUAUCAGCGGCAUUCUUACGACAAUUGCUACUCAACUAACUGAGUAUGAGAAUUACGAGUGUCAAGAUAGUUAUGAUGUUGCACUGACUCAAAAGAUAUUCGUUCUCAACUUCAUCACCUCAUAUCUACCGAUAUUUUUGACCGCGUUUGUAUAUGUCCCUUUUGCACAGAGCAUAGUUCCAUACUUGGAUAUCUUCAACCUUACGACUCGCCCAUUUCUCUCUGGUGAUACGGAUACAAAGACGGCAACACCUAAGACUGAAUUUCAAAUCGAUAGAACCAGAUUACGAGGGCAGGUGAUAUAUUUCGCAGUCACCGCUCAGAUUGUCAAUUUUGGGCUUGAGACAGUCUUACCGUUUGUCAAGCGAAAAGUACUUAAUAAGUAUACCGAGAUGCAAGAGGAGAAGAAACAGAAUCAGACAGCAGCUUCUUCCCCAGUGGUGAACCAAAUUGAAGAUUGUCCAGCCGAAGCGGAAUUCCUAGCACGAGUUCGCAAGGAAUCAGAGCUUAGCGAAUACGAUGUCACUACGGAUCUUCGUGAGAUGUGCGUUCAGUUUGGCUACAUGGCACUCUUUUCGCCCGUGUGGCCCUUGGUGCCUGUAUCUUUUUUGAUCAAUAACUGGGUUGAGUUGCGAUCGGAUUUCAUCAAGAUCUGCAAUGAGUGCAAACGUCCCGUCCCUUUGCGAUCCGAUACCAUUGGGCCAUGGCUAGACUCGCUUGGAUUCUUGGCUUGGUUGGGCAGCAUUACCAGCGCGGCUUUGGUGUAUAUGUUCUCAGACGGGGAGAAGGGGCCGGACGGCACUCCAUCGCAAAUUACGGGAUGGUUACUGUUGCUGACUAUAUUCUUCUCCGAACAUCUGUACUUGCUUGCUCGGCUGGGUGUGCAGAUUUUCUUCUCCAAGAUUGAUAGCCCGGAGACUCGGCACGAGAGGGCGCAACGGUAUAUGGUCCGCAAAGCAUACUUGGGCACCAUCUUACCAGAGAAUGACGCUUCGCCAGACGGGACAGAAGGGAACGAAAAGGUGGAGGAGGUCGCAGCGGAGCAUGUGACGCGCGAAACGCUUGAGGAAGACGCGCGGCGCUCCUGCCAACAGUCAGCCAACCCGACGGAGAUGUUCUGGAAGCACCAGCGCGGCUGGAAGAAGGCAGCGCUGGCGGGUGUGGGGAUCAUCCAGGCGGGCUACACGGCGCCGCCGCCAGAAAAGAAGAAGCAAUGA
This is a messenger RNA of Ophidiomyces ophidiicola, 2226 nucleotides long. RefSeq lists its product as uncharacterized. Gene Ontology annotation, molecular function: chloride channel activity. Gene Ontology annotation, cellular component: cortical endoplasmic reticulum. NCBI's taxonomy places the organism in Eukaryota, Fungi, Ascomycota, Eurotiomycetes, Onygenales, Onygenaceae. The record is from RefSeq and is a predicted model, not a curated record. Bases 1 to 2226 code for a protein of 741 amino acids. Gene Ontology annotation, biological process: chloride transmembrane transport. The transcript has 4 exons.